UUAGGGAUAGAAGAGUACAAACCAUCCAAUUAAAGGAUGAAAUUUCUAUUUUUCAUUCAUUCACUCUGAUCAACUUCCUAUAUGCCCGUCUAUUACAAGUUACUACAGCAUCUAGCUUGCAAAAGGUAUUUAUUAAUUAUAAAAGUGUGAAGUGAAACAUCAAGGGCAAAAUAUUUGAUUUUAACAGAGAGCUGUAAUUCAUUGCGCUGUGAUUAUAUAACUCUUAAACCUUUCCAUACGAAGUGGAUGUAACUGUCCAAUGAUGGGGGAGACAGACCAAGCUUCAUUGGAGAUUAUUUUACCCCCAAGUCUGAGGCAGACACAGCUGGAGGAAACGGCCGAGCCAAUAGGCAGCCCGCCUGCUAAAAGUGAAACUCUACCAAACAGAGGGAACUGGAAGGGAAGAUUUGACUUCUUACUUUCCUGUGUUGGAUAUGCUAUUGGACUUGGGAAUGUCUGGCGUUUCCCUUACCUCUGCGGCAAAAAUGGCGGAGGUGCAUUUCUGAUUCCGUACUUUCUGACACUGAUAUUUGCUGGCAUCCCUUUGUUCCUCUUGGAAACAGCUCUUGGUCAGUACACAUCCAUUGGAGGCCUUGGUGUGUGGAAACUAGCUCCUAUGUUUAAAGGAGUUGGACUGGCUGCUGUCAUCUUGUCAUUUUGGCUCAACACUUACUACAUCGUGAUCAUUGCUUGGGCUAUCUACUAUCUCUUCAGCUCUUUCAAGUCGGAACUUCCUUGGCAAAGCUGUGACAAUGAAUGGAACACAAAAAUGUGUUUUUCUAACUACUCCAUGCUUGAUACCAGUAACAUGACCAGUGCAGUGACAGAAUUCUGGGAACGGAACGUGCACCAAAUUACCAGCGGUUUGGAUGAGCCAGGGAGCAUACGGUGGCCUUUGGCUGGAACACUAGCGCUGUCCUGGUUGUUGGUCUAUUUCUCAAUCUGGAAAGGAGUGGAAUGGACAGGAAAAGUCGUCUAUUUUUCUGCUACUUAUCCCUAUUUCAUGCUGAUCAUUUUAUUCUUCCGUGGAGUGACACUGCCAGGAGCCAAAGAAGGAAUUUUGUUUUACAUUACACCCAAUUUCAACAAGCUUUCAAACUCUCAAGUUUGGCUCGAUGCAGCUACACAAAUCUUUUUCUCUUAUGGACUGGGUCUGGGAUCACUUAUUGCUUUGGGCAGUUACAAUAUGUUUCACAACAAUGUUUACAGGGAUUGCCUCAUCGUGUGCAGUAUAAACUCCUGCACGAGUAUAUUUGCUGGAUUAGUGAUUUUCUCAGUUAUAGGAUUCAUGUCUCACAUCACAAAGAAACCAAUAACUGACCUGGCUUCAUCAGGUCCUGGGCUGGCAUUUCUUGCCUACCCACAGGCUGUGACACAACUACGCCCACCAGCACUGUGGUCCAUUCUCUUUUUCUCCAUGUUACUGAUGCUUGGCCUUGAUUCACAGUUCUGCACAGUGGAAGGCUUCAUCACUGCCCUGAUGGACGAAUACCCUCAUAGACUGAGAACGCACAAAAAGCUGUUCAUUGCAGUGGUGUGCAUCAUUUCAUACCUCAUUGGAUUAUGUAACAUUACUCAGGGUGGCCUCUACAUGUUCAAGUUGUUUGAUUAUUAUUCUGCCAGUGGCAUGACUCUCCUCUUUCUGGUAUUCUUUGAGACUAUCUCAAUAUCAUGGUUUUAUGGCAUUAAUAAGUUCUAUAGAAAUAUUGAAGAAAUGAUUGGAUACAGGCCAUGCAUAUGGUGGAAACUUUGUUGGGUAUAUUUUACCCCUAUUGUAGUCCUGGGAGUAUUUCUCUUCAGUGCUGUUGAAAUGACACCACUCACACUUGGGAAUUAUGUCUACCCUAAGUGGGGCCAGGGGAUUGGCUGGUUCAUGGCACUGUCCUCCAUGGUAUUUAUCCCAGGAUACAUUGCCUACAUGUUUUUCACCACAAAAGGAACCUUCAUGCAGCGUUUGCAAAUGAUGACACAGCCCAGACAAGGGAUCAUAAUUCACAAUAAUGGGCUAAAAUCCAACCCGUCUCCAAACAGUGGCUACGCUGAUGCUACCGUUUAGUUCGCUACCUAUAUAAAGGCAAAGGCUUUUUGCAAACCCCUUUAGCACCUUGCACAGCAAUCCAGAAGUGUAAAUAGAUGGAAAAAUAGAUUACAGCUUAUCUGUCUGAACCAACUUCUUUUCAAAUUAUGAAAGAUAUGUUAUUUAUUUGAUAAGUACUGUAAGAUUAAACGUAAACAUCACAAAUCGCACAGUGUAAUGUCGCCAUGAAGAGAACUGCCUUCCUCUUUCCUACCAUCAUCACAAAUCUGCUCAACGUUGCGAGACUCUGUAUUCACCUCUCUCUGAAAUGAUUGUAACCACUAAAGAAUUUGAGGAUGGCUAGGAAAUACCAUUAUUUUGCUAUAACUGUCUUGUGCUUUGCCAUCUGAUGUGACUUUGCUGUAGCUUCUGUUAACAUUAGUUGAAAUUAACUGUUGAAUGAUUAUCUAGUGUCCAUCCUAAGAUCUAGGAUUGUGUAUCUCAUCAAUCGCUCUUUACAUGGUGAGUCAGGAUCCUGAUAAAACAAAAUUCUGAAAACAAAUAUUCACAAAAAUUGCUUAUCUACUGACAUACAUUGCUGUUCUCUGGAAUAUGUUUUGGGCAUGAACAGCUAGUUCUGUAUGUUAUCACUUAUGCAAGAAAGUGUUAGCAGAUUGAUACAGAUUGCGUCCUGAAUAUUAAAGGAUACGUUACAUUUAGGAAAGACAGGAAACUGGGAAAAGGUGGAAGCAUGACUCUGUUCAUUCAUGAUGCUAUUACCACUACAGGAUAGGAUAACUUAAGUUCAGGAAUCAGGAUUUGGAUUGAGAUGAGCAACGAUAAAGGCAAAAGAGCCACCACCACUACCCCACUCCAUAAAUAACCCCAACAAUAACCAAAUGGUAGGAUGUAAUAUAAAAGAGGAAAUGAUUAGAGCUAGUUAGAAAGAAAAUACAAGAAAAUUGAAUGCAGCCAGAAUGGAAAUUGCAGAGGCACUGGAAAUUAUUCUUUUAUUCUUCCCUGAACUGGAGUUUGAAAAAUGGCAAACAUUCUGCCCCUUUUCAAAAACAGUUAUAAAAAUUGGCUCAGCAGUCACAGACCUGGCAGCUUGACUUUAGUGUGAUGAAACUUCUAGAAACUAUUAUUUGGAAAAGAAUUAACAGUUACAGAAAGAUGUGGAUUAAUUCAGAUGGUCAGAAUGGACUUGUUAAGGGAAAAUCCUGUCAAACUAUUUUGCUUGAUUGUCUUGUUAUGGUUUACAUGAAUUUUUAAAUACAGUGCCACACAACAGACUUAAAGAAUGUUAUAGUUCAUAGAAUAAAAGGAACAGCAGCAACAUGGAUACAAAAUUGACUUUGGGUUUGGAGAUUAAUGGCCAACAGGUAUUUUUCAGGCUGGAAGAAGGCUGUAGUACUGUUCCCUAAGGGCAGGUAUUAGGACCCUUGCUUUUCAUGAAAUAGCUAAGUGAACUAAAUCUAGGGGACAGUUUUUAAAUUUGCAGAUAUCAGAAACUUAGGAGAAUUGGAAACUGUGAGGAGUACGUAGAUGAGUUGAUAGUGUGGGUGGAUAAGUUGCAGAUGCAUUUCAAUGCAGCGAAAAUGAUGUGAUAUACUUUUGUACAAUGAACAUGGAAAGACAGUGUAAAAUAAAGGGUACUAUUCUAAAGGGUGUGCAGGAACAGAGAAACGGGGUGUAUAGGUACAUAAAUCCUUAAAGAUGGGAAGUCACGUGGCAAGAGCUGUUAAUAAAACAUGUAAUGUUCUUUGGAUCAUAAAAAAGGAUUGAAAGUUUAAAAAAAACUGGGAAACUAUGAUAAUAAAAU
Molecule: messenger RNA, 3839 nt
Organism: Stegostoma tigrinum
Lineage: Eukaryota; Metazoa; Chordata; Chondrichthyes; Orectolobiformes; Stegostomatidae
Product: sodium- and chloride-dependent GABA transporter 1-like
Exons: 15
Coding region: 260-2056 (598 amino acids)
Biological process (GO): sodium ion transmembrane transport; neurotransmitter transport
Cellular component (GO): plasma membrane
Molecular function (GO): gamma-aminobutyric acid:sodium:chloride symporter activity
Source: RefSeq, a predicted model, not a curated record